This is a messenger RNA of Paramecium pentaurelia, 288 nucleotides long. The record is from the annotation of a GenBank genome assembly. NCBI's taxonomy places the organism in Eukaryota, Ciliophora, Oligohymenophorea, Peniculida, Parameciidae.
AUGUUGAAACUAGCUUUGAAUUCAUUUAUGAUGAGUAGAAUAUUUUUGAUUUAUAUUUUUAGUCCAAACCCUUAGCUUUCCUGGAAAGCGAGAAAUUAGUAUAUUUAUAUUCUUAUAUUCGAUUAGUGAUUGGGUUCGAUAGGAUGAUGUCAAAAAAUAGCGAAAUAUUUUUUGGAGAUUUUAGGGGGUAAGAGUUGGAGAGAGCUUUUUUUUGGCUCUUCAAAUUAAUCGUGAGUGUUAAGCGAGGUAUGAAAUAAACUUUUUGUUUCCAUAGUCGUGUAGAGUUGA